ACGCGAAGCCUCAAGCGAGCGGGGCCCUCUGUGUGGGGACGGCGCUCAGCCUCUAAGCAGUCGUUGUUUACAUUUUAAAGUGAAUUUAAAACACUAAACGACGUAGAAACUAUCGAUCGCUAUUUCGUUAUUGUUGAAGACUCUCAAGAAGGCGUCCGCCGGCUGCGAAUCGACAACGACGCUCGGGGCAAUGCCAACCUGCUCCGCGGACGGCGCUGGGGCUGGCAGGGGCGACACGGCGUCUCUGCUGAGCGGCUGUGCUGCCGGUGCCGGCGAUGCCACCGGCACCGCCGGUGAUGGGGCAGACUCCACGGACUCGCUGCUCUCCGCCAUCUACCACAGCAGCUACGCAAGCCAGGACGAAGAUGUGGAGGAGGACGGGCGAAAGCCCCGUUUGGCACGGUGUGGCCGGGAGCCAAGCUCCCGUCGGGUGCAGGCGGUGGCGACGACCCACAGCCGGGAUCGGAACUUCCCCAAGCGCAAAUCCUCCCCGCGGGGACCUCGUAGAGAGGGUGGCGGCCCCCCGCCUGCUGGACUGUCGGCCUGGGAGGAUUGGCUCGUGAGGAAGACUGUGGAGGAGCGGCGACAGCUGGAGCAGCGUGCACGAAGCGAGCGGCACCGCGAAGAGCAGCAACGAACUGAAGAGGAGAUCAAAUCGGAGAAGAGCAGGAAGACAGCGGAGCGCGUGCACGAGUGGAUGAGGAAUAAAUUGGAGCAGUUGCAGCUCGAGGAAGAGCAGGCGGAGCGCAAGGAGCGCACGAAGAUGGAGGAGAGAGAGCAGGAGAGGCAGAGGAUCUUGGAGAAGGCGCACGAGAGCUACCAGCAGUGGCUGCAGCACAAGGCCGCGGCCGAGAAGGAGAAGAAGCAGAGGCAGCAGGAGGAGAUGGAGCGGCUGGCGGCAGAAAAACGCGAGAGGAGGGAGAGGGCGGAGAGGGAGUUUCGGGAGUGGCUGGAAAAAGCGAAGACGAGACCUCGGCCCAAACGCGAGUGGCCGCUGGGCAAAGGAAACGGCACCUACAGCAACGCAGGCUACCCGGCGCCCAGCUUCUACAACCCCGUCCCCUGGAAGCCGAUCCCCACACCUCCCCAAGACGCCGUCUGCCCCAAGUCGGCCAAGGGGAAGAAGGCGCGGUGCGCCAGCGCGCCCGCCGCCAGGCGCGGCGCACCCACCGCUGCGGGCAGACCCGGCGCCGCCAGACUAAGGUCCUAGAACGCCGAUUCCCACCCGUCGACCGACAGCCUGGCCCUGUAGCGUGAAACUAAAACUAUUUAUUUUACCCGAUAAGGCCCCAUUGAGCUAUAUAGCGCUUUUUCAGAUGGGAGCGGGCCACGGAUGAAAGCUAAAAGUGGCUCAUCACGUGUAAAUGUAUAGCAGCUAAAUACUCUACAACACGUCGAUUCUAAAUGAGGGGAAAACCAAAGGCCCCGGAAAGAAAUCCAUGCGACCGUAGGGAGACAUGCACACUCCAAACAUACAAGCAUCAGGAUCGAACCCACGAUUACCUGUAUACCAGGCGAGGUGGUUAACAUCUCGCCACCCAGGUGCAUUGUACUCACCCUGUAAGCUGUUGUGGUGAGUCAGGGGGCACGGCCCCGCUCUGGGAGUUAGAGAUGUCCUUUCGAGAGCAGGGUGGGCGACCUGCUGCUCCAGCGCUGCAUGUGGCUCUUCCAGGGACUGCUUCGUGACAUUGUGAGAAGCACAGUCUCGGUUUCACCACACAGUGCAAUUGCACAAUUUUUUUUAAACCAAAUUCGAAGAAAAAAAAAAGUCCUUUAAUUUGGUUGCGGACCCCUAUGGGCUAUAGCUGAGAUUACAGAUGGAAUUUCCUUAUGUUCUCAUUUAUCCCUGUUGCCAUACUACGUGCAGUACCGAAAAACCCUAGUUUAUCAUGUUUAACUAAACCACAAGAUUGUCAUAUAAUUGUUAAUUCUACGCAACCCAGUACUGACCGACCCUUAGUCGUGCACGUAAAAGUUCCAUCAGCACAAAGCGGCAUGUUACCUUGCCGAAGGGAAGGAAAACCACCUGGACUCAAAGUGUGGUGUUUGUUUUGGCCACACACCCACUUUGGAGGGUUGUUUGAACAGCGACGAUGCCCACAGUAGCUGCCACCCCUCGCCGUCAAAGGGGAGUGACUAUUGAGACAGACCCAAGCGCACUCAUUGUGGUGGUGUGCGGCAAAGAGGUGCAUCAAUUCGUAUCCAUUCUUAAGCUCGCGAUACAUGCGUCGAAUGACAGUCUGUGCGUGUGUGCUGGUUGUGGGGUGGGUGUGUACGACUUGUGGGUUCUUUUACAAACACUACAAUGUUCAAAAUCGUUUCGAAUAUCAAAUCGUGGCAAUUCAUUGAAUUUCCGUGGAGGGGCGCGGGACUGUUGAUUUGCACUUAACAUCGAUUAGCACGGUUGGCUACACGCGAUGCAAAAGAUGUUCAACAUACAUAAUACGCACAACACAGAUGGGCCUACACCUCCAGCCUGCAACUUUAUUGGAUAUGGCGCGGCUAUAUGAGGCCGACCACUGACACAAGACUGCAAACGAUAUUCAUCUGUCGUUGACCCCUGACUGUAUCUCAAAAAGUCUUGUUCAGCCAUUCGUUCAUAAAAUGUUGCCACAUUCCCAAUGUAAGAUACCGAGGGAUUGAAAUGCCUGAAAUGGCACUUCUAUUUUAACUUAAGGAAUUGUAUUUUUCUCUUGUGCAGAAUGUUUAAAAGUUACUUUUGGCCAAUCAAAAAAUCUCGAGAAGAGUUUUUUUUACCAUUUUGCCAAACAACCGUUAGUGGUAGCUUGAUGAUGUGACUAAUAUAAUGAGACUUCAACAAAUGAUCAGCAACUUAUUCUGGUGCGGGUUGUUCCAUGUGACCGCCCCCUUGUGUUUUCGGGGGUUCGUACCGUGUGUCCUUGGAUACGAUGUCCGACAUUUUGGCAUCGGAGAGGACAAGGCAGUACACAUCUGGGAGCUUUUUUGUUUUUAUUCCCGGUUCUUAUACAACCGUGGACACACUUAGAUCAACAACAACAAAAAAACUCAAACUGGGACCCUUGAAAUUAAUAAAUGUUUUUUUUUAUUAUCAA
This is a messenger RNA of Lethenteron reissneri (Far Eastern brook lamprey), 3074 nucleotides long. RefSeq names its product coiled-coil domain-containing protein 34-like. The record is from RefSeq and is a predicted model, not a curated record. Lineage: Eukaryota; Metazoa; Chordata; Hyperoartia; Petromyzontiformes; Petromyzontidae.